AUGGCUCCCAUUGACUUCUUCACGAAUUUGAAAAAUACUUAUUUUAAUCAUGCAGAAAAGGACAAGCCUGCCAUCUCGACCACCACUGCGGCCCUCCUUUCGGUCACGUUCACACUUGCUUAUGUGGUUCCGUUCUACUUGUCUGCCACCACACGUCCCUCGCCGACCUUGAACCGUGAUGCUCCUUCCGUGAUCCGUGCACGGAUUCGCACGGUCACAUUAGCUUGCAUCACCGCCUCUGCAGCGGCCCUCUACAUACUGACCAGAACAGCGAAGCUCACACCUGUUGACGCACUGCAUAUGCUGGGCUGGUGGCCAAUUCUCCCCUUCGACGUUCUGCGAGUCGUGGCACUGACUUUGCUGCUUUACAUCGGGCCACUUUUUGAGAAAAUCUUUGUCGAGCGGACCCUGGACGACCUGCGUCAUGGCGGUUUACGGGCGGUGGUAGAAUCAUUAAGCAGCUGGCAAGGCUACAGAAACUACGUUGCUGGCCCGAUCACCGAGGAGAUCAUCUUCCGCUCCGUCCUCAUACCAAUACAUUUGGUCGCUAAAGUCUCGCCAUCCAAGAUCGUGUUCCUGACACCACUUUACUUCGGUAUUGCUCAUGUACACCACUGCUACGAGUUCAUUCUGACCCACCCGCACGCUCCAAUCCUACACGCCGUGCUCCGGACACUUUUUCAACUCACCUACACAACAAUGUUUGGGUGGUUCGCCGCAUGGAUCUACGUGCGCACCGGCUCCUUAUAUGCGUGUGUCAUCAUCCACGCAUUUUGCAACUGGGUUGGUCUUCCGCGGUUCUGGGGCCGGGUCAGCAGAAGGGAGGAGUAUCCUCUUUCGCCAGUAGCUAUCCGUGGCAAGGACGAUAGAGAUCUUGUUCAGGCGCAAGGGCAUGGCAAGAAGUUGCAUAUGAGGUGGACUGUGGCCUAUUACGUGCUCUUGGUGACUGGCGCAUACCUGUUCUAUCGAGAAUUCUGGCCACUGACAGUCUCUGAAGCGGCCUUGGCGGAGUUUGCUCGCAAGAAAGCGAAGUAG
Molecule: messenger RNA, 1035 nt
Organism: Cladophialophora yegresii CBS 114405
Lineage: Eukaryota; Fungi; Ascomycota; Eurotiomycetes; Chaetothyriales; Herpotrichiellaceae
Product: prenyl protein peptidase
Exons: 3
Coding region: 1-1035 (344 amino acids)
Biological process (GO): CAAX-box protein processing
Cellular component (GO): endoplasmic reticulum membrane
Molecular function (GO): metalloendopeptidase activity
Source: RefSeq, a predicted model, not a curated record